Messenger RNA from Phyllopteryx taeniolatus (common seadragon), 8052 nucleotides. RefSeq names its product coiled-coil serine-rich protein 2a (gene ccser2a). The record is from RefSeq and is a predicted model, not a curated record. The transcript is spliced from 11 exons. NCBI's taxonomy places the organism in Eukaryota, Metazoa, Chordata, Actinopteri, Syngnathiformes, Syngnathidae. Bases 873 to 3707 code for a protein of 944 amino acids. Gene Ontology annotation, biological process: microtubule bundle formation. Gene Ontology annotation, molecular function: microtubule binding. Gene Ontology annotation, cellular component: microtubule cytoskeleton.
CAAGCAGUAAAGGCCUUGCUGGAAACGAAAUUGGGAAAAACGUCGAUUGGUGUCGAUUUGAAUAUUUUCCCACUCAACAAGUUCCCAACAUCCGCACAGGUUUCCUCAAUGGAAGUUGUCGGGUGUUGCCGGUGACAGACACGCUCCGCCCCGCCACAGCCGUGAGAGGAUGUCGGGAGUGGGAACCGUCCGGAGGGGUCGCUUAGUGGUGGGCUUCUAGUCGGGUGUUAACACUGGUAGUUUACUUCCAGCUGCUCGUCCCCCACUUCACAUUUUUAUUUUGUAUUUUUUACCCGGUUUGUCUUCGCUAUGGUCCCACGGAAGUGGCGCCUCGUUCGGCUUCGAAAGCCCAACAUCACGCGCACUCUUCGGCUUUGGAGGAAGAAGUAACGGCGCUGCGGGACAUUGUUGACUGGAUGCAUCCUUCUGGAGCGCGGCUGCUGCUUCCCAAUAUAAAUAUAUAUAUAUAUAUUUUUUUUUACUUUCCGCACUUUUUACUUUCCUCUCCUCGACUAUCUCUACAAGUCUUCCACACAUAUAUGGACGUGGAAUAAUAUUUUACAAAUAUCGAAUAUUUGAUGAAACUUGGUUACAAGUUGCUAUGGGCUAACCCAGCUAGCAUCUUCGAAUCCCAAACAACAAGAGGACCGUUUACCGGCUUUCAAACCAAACACCUGUCAGCUCUGCUUCUGGAGCCUCACCUUGGCUGGGAGUGUUUUUACAAUUGGAUUCUCCCUUGGCCCAACUAACACCUGAAUAUCUUCAGACUGCACGACAACCCACAACCUUGCCUGUCUUUACUUUUUGUGUCUGCUUGCUUGCUGAUCCUGCUGUUGUGAGUCCACGCUCAUUCAUGUUUCCGUCGGCAUCUAAUGGAAGGUAAAGCAUUGACCAUGGUUUCAAGACUGCCCAAGUUUGGUGGGCGCUCUGCGAGUGGUGGUGCUGGACCCUUGUCCAAUGGUUCAUCUACCCAGGAUCCCAAGACUGCUCCUGCUGGAACACGUCCAAAUGGUGCAAUUCGAACCUCUCCUUUUUCCUUGAAAUGGAGGAGAGAUGAAGGGACAGUUCCCUCCAGCCUUACCACUCCUACCAGCCCUGGAGAAGGAGGCAAGGACAAGUCAAGACAACUUCCCUCAUUGGCAAAGGAGGGAAAGAGUGCCUCCCCAGGGACGCCUAUAAUGCGGCGGUCGGGUGCAUUGGUGGUGGCUGCCUCAAGCCCCAAGGCCACCCCGAAGCAGUCCUUAAAAUUGGCUCCCAAAGACAGCAUCAAGCUGGGUCAAAGCUCUCUCAACGGAGCACCUAAAACAGACCACAGUGACAAAGAGUCCUCCCGCCUUGUACGGCCCAAGUUAUCCUCCGGCUCGCUAAGAAGCAGCUCCCAAGACCGCCUUUCCCAGUCCAACGAAAGCCUGAAGUCCCUGGAACUGGACAAGAUGGUGCGCUCAAACAGCUUCACGCAUUUCAAGCAGAUUCCAUCUCCCAACAGUCAGCCUAUGAUACGUUCCUUCUCCUUUAACCGGGCUGUGGAACUGGCCAAACCUUUAGCCAACACUCAACUUCGACCACCUCGGAGUAGUUUCCUCAAACCCCCUCAGCUUAGCAAUGGACGAUUAAGUUUAGGAUUCGGGACUCUGCGUGUUGGAAAUGGAGGGUCAGGAUCUUCUGGUGGUGGGACUGGAGGUGUUCAGUACAGCAGAACACCGCAAGCUGCCUCCUCACUACCUACAGCUUCAGCUCCCACCACUCCCAGUGCUUUGAAAAAGCCGCUGCUCUCCACUUGUGGUUUUAACAAGUUAUUGGGAAAUAGUGGAUCUUUGGGCAUCAGGCAGCCAAAACCUGCACAGGACAAGGAGCAAAAGACUAUACUUCCAGGCUGGGUUAAAGGAGUCGUCAAACCUUCAGCUGUCCCUCCAUGUGGAGCUGCUGAACCCAUAGAAAAGGUUGAAGAAGCAGACUGUCACAAUAACUUUGUUCAAAGUCCUACUGAUGGAGGAGAAAACGAAGAAAGCGGUGUACUUCGGCAAAGCUCAUAUGAGGCAGUCGGGGAUGGUCAGGAAGACAUGUCUUUGUCUUCUGCUUCAUCCCAGGAGAGAGGGAACACCAGCGAAGAAUUUCUAGAUGACUUGGACAGUGUAGGGGAUGUGUUCAGUGAUGGGGACCCUCAUGACAACAAGAAGAUAAAUAGCUUUCUCAAUGAGACCAGUGACUGGGAUCUGGCAGGCCACAAUGACGAAAGCCCUAUGCAAGACUCUCGGGGAGCACUUGUGAAGUCUCCGGAGGAAGGUGAUGUCUGCCAGGCGUCAUCUUUAGAGCUGUCACCCUCCAACAGCUCUGGGGGAACCUACAUGUGGGACGAAGAAGGUCUUGAACCACUUGGAGGGCCCAGGACAUAUCCAUGCGAUCUUUACGACGACCUCAACAGCAUAGAUAUCCUGAACACCCUGCACGGCCCAGGGGCGGAAGAGGUGAAUGAUGAUGACCUCAUGCUGGAUGUAGACCUCCCAGACGAUGGUUUGCAUGACUUGGACAGAAUGUCCAACGGUGAAAGUGCACCCCGUCGACAGGGACAACGGCGUGGGCAUCACCGCUGGAACAGACCCGACCACUUCCCCAAUGACGGCAGGGCACCGUUCUUCCAUCACUACGACGGCCUCAAGUCUUCGAGGAUGUCUUUACAGGCCGUUCCCUCCGAAACCAGGCGACAUGGCAACGCACCCGUACCCGAUGAGCUCUCGCUGGACCAUAUGAGCCAGGACUGUAGCUCGGUCAAGAACCAGCUGCUCAGGCUGAAAAACCUACUGCAGCUCGAGGAUACGGACUCGCCAGCAGAUGUUGAGGGGGAGAUUGAAAGCAAUACCAAUACUGCAUCCCAGUUUGAGGAGCUGCUGCAGGAGAUGCACAUUCUCCGAGAAGAACUUAGGAGUCGAGACAAGACCAUUGUUCAGCUCACUCUGAAGUGUCAGCAGAAUCAGCGGGAACAAAUGCUCGCUCAAGAACGUCAGGUGCGGUGCCAGUGUCAGCAGCAGAGGGCGCCCUCGCUACUGCGACAGCCGGGGGACAAGCGACUGCAGCGCCUGUGUGACAAGGCCACCCAGACCCACUGGAGACCCUCCAGCCACUCUCUUCAAAUACCUUUCAACCUCAACGAGCGUUUCCACCCGGGAAGACCAGUAAAAGCUCUCCCCACCGAGGGCCGCAGUGACCAGACGAGAGGUGCGAGGGCCUCCGUUGAUGCCGACGCUCCUCUUGAUGGCCUCGCGUCAAAUGUGUCAGCCCCAGCGGACCCGUCGGAGCUGAGUCAUCCCCGCACUAUUCAGUGUUCAAGCUCAGGGGUCCAGUGUGAGCGGCAGGGCCCCGCGGCUAUGUCGCACGAUUCGGUCGCUCCCGCGUCCGCUUAUCGCGAAGGCGCGUCACGUCCUGCUACCAAGCCGCUCAGACAGUUGUCCUCCUUGAAGCCUUUGGCCAGCAGGAGUAGGCAGCUGCCCCCUCCGUCCAGAGGCCUUCCUUGCUUUAACAACGGCCCCCGGCAGCAAAUCCCCAGCGUGUGUCGCACCUCCCCGCUUCAACCUCACAGGAUCUCUGAGCCCCACGCUGUUCCUCACGGCGGCGUAAACUCAGAAAACUCCGACCGGGGAUCGCUCAAGGAGCCGGCCAAGAUGAUCGCCGCUUCGGGUCGCUCGUGUCUCCCCAAGCCAAAGAUUCCCUGAGGAGCGUCGUCCCACACAUCAAACCAAAAUAGAAGCGGCUGCAACACUGUUGACGACUUGCAGCUGCCUAUUUAGACUAUGUAGCAAGAUGAACAACACGACUCCACAGGCUGUAAGUCUGUAUACAUGUCACUUUUAUCAGCGUUGAGCACAGGGGUGGGCAAAGUAUGGCUUUGUUUUUUAAUAUAUUGUCAAUGUAUUUAUUCAUUUUUUUAAUUCAUUUAUCUCAUUAAAUAAUUGGUUAAUUAUGUUGUAAAUAUGAAAAAAGUCUCAGUAAAAUAAAAAAAAUACAAAUACAUAUGUAUUUAUUUAGUUAUAUAUAUAUGUUAAUUAAUUAUUAAAUUACAGUAUUUGAAGGGGAUAGGGACAAGCCCUUCCUGAAACAGUGAAAAACACAAUAGACACCCCCUGUAAAAAUCUUUACAAUUGACUAUAUCAAUAGUUAAAAUCAUAAAUAUAGCACAAACUUUGAUUCCGAAACACUUUAAUAGCGAUGUAUCACUUCAACAUACUUUCUUGACACAAAUGAAAUUAGCCAGGGCUUCGGCGGCAUCUUAUGGAAUUUAGGAGCGUUAUGGAAAGAGUGCAAAAAUUAAAAUGGGUGAGUUUUUCAGUGAAUAGCUGAGGAUAGUUUUCACAGAAAAAAAACCCACAACUGGGUACAUUUUGAGACUAGAGAACAGAGAAUAGCCAGGGUUAACUGUAUUAAUAAAUCUGCCUGUUUUAAAAAUUUAAUGUGGCCCUGCAGCACAAAGGUUUGCCCAUCUCUGGUUUAGCAGGUGCUAUUGUCCAAUUUGCAGAAGUCACUUUCAGUCCCUUCUGCUGUCUCACUUAGUUGCUUAGUUCACAGCGAAACAAGAUUGCUUGCCGUCACACGGCCGUGCCCGCCGAUCCACGGCGGCGCACGGUCGUAAAGACUGCACAGAUGCGACCUUUCCAGUGUAGCUGAAGGGCCCUAGGAGGUGGAGCAUGAAGGCUAAAAACAAGUUGUGCUAGAGAAAGUGAGUCAUGGCAGAAAAGGUGGAUUAGGUGUGAGACAAAGCUGUCUUGCAAAAAGAACUAAUGUGUGUCUGCACCAGUGUGUGCGCCGAGUGGAAGACAGCAGCACUAUAAAGUCACUAAUGAGAUCCAAUACAAGACCUGUUCGGCGUUACAAAGACAUCCAUCCAUCCAUUUUGUAUAGCACUCGUCCUCAUUUGAUGGCGUGUGAGCUGGAGUCUAUCCCAGCUGACACCCUGGACUGGUUGCCAGUCAAUCGCAGGACACAAACAACCAUUCACACCCACAUUCACACCAAUAGAAAGCUGUUUCAGUUUUUAUUCAUUGUCCUUGAUAUCCAUUUUAAGAUCCAUGUACUAGUCUAGUCAUAAAGUACAGGAAGGCAGUAGUGGUUUUCCACUGCUGCCUUCCACUACUGUAUGAACUUAACUACAACCCCAAUUCCAAUGAAGUUGACACGUUGUGUUAAACAUAAAUAAAAACAGAAUACAAUGAUUUGCAAAUAAUGUUUGACCUAUAUUUAAUUGAAUACACUACAAAGACAAGAUAUUUCAUGUUCAAACUGAUCAACUUUAUUGUUUUUAGCAAAUAAUCAUUAACUUAGAAUUUUAUGCCAGCAACACGUUCCAAAAAAGCUGGGACAGGGUCAUGUUUGCCAGUGUGUGACAUCACCUUUUCUUUUAACAACAUUCAAUAAAUGUUUGGGAACUGAGGACACUAAUUGUUGAAGCUUUUUAGGUGGAAUUCUUCCCCAUUCUUGCCUGAUGUACAGCUUCAACUGUUCAACAGUCCGGGGUCUCCAUUGUCGUAUUUUACGCUUAAUAAUGCGCCACACAUUUUCAAUGGGAGACAGGUCUGGACUGCAGGCAGGCCAGUCUAGUACCUGCACUCUUUUACUACGAAGCCACGCAGUUGUAACACAUGCAGAAUGUGCUUUGACAUUGUCUUGCUGAAAUAAGCAGGGGCGUCCAUCAAAAAGACGUUGCUUGGAUGGCAGCAUAUGUUUCUCCAAAUCCUGUAUGUACCUUUCAGCAUUAAAGGUGCCUUCACAGAUGUGUAAGUUACCCAUGCCAUUGGCACUAACACAGCCCCAUACCAUCACAGAUGCUGGCUUUUGAACUUUGCGUCCAUAACAGUCCGGAUGGUUCUUUUCCUCUUUGGCCUGGAGGACACGACUUCCACAAUUUCCAAAAACAAUUUGAAAUGUGGACUCGGCGGACCACAGAACACUUUCCCACUUUUCAUCAGUCCAUCUCAGAUGAGCUCGGGCCCAGAGAAGCCAGAGAAGCUGGCGGCGUUUCUGGGUGUUGUUGAUAAAUGGCUUUUGCUUUGCAUAGUAGAGUUUCAAGUUGCACUUACGGAUGUAGCGCCGAACUGUAUUUACUGACAUUGGUUUUCUGAAGUGUUCCUGAGCCCAUGUGGUGAUAUCCUUUAAACACUGAUGUCGGUUUUUGAUGCAGUGCCGCCUGAGGGAUCGAAGGUCACAGGCAUUCAAUGUUGGUUUUCGGCCUUGCCGCUUACAUGCAGUGAUUUCUCCAGAUUCUCUGAACCUUUUGAUGAUGAUAUGGACCGUAGAUGAUGAAAUCCCUUAAUUCCUUGCAAUUGUACGUUGAGGAACAUUGUCCUUAAACUGUUCGAUUAUUUUCUCACGCACUUGUCCACAAAGAGGUGAACCUCACCCCAUCUUUGCUUGUGCAAUUCAGGGAAGCUCCUCUUAUACCCAAUCAUGGCACCCACCUGUUCCCAAUUAGACUGUUCACCUGUGGAAUGUUCCGAACAGGUGUUUGAUGAGCAUUCCUCAACUUUCUCAGUCUUUUUUUUGCCACCUGUCCCAGCUUUUUUGGAAUGUGUUGCAGCCAUACAAUUCUAAGUUAAUGAUUAUUUGCUAAAAACAAUAAAUGUUAUCGUUUUUUUUUCUUGUCUUUGUAGUGUAUUCAAUUAAAUAUAGGUUGAACAUGAUUUGCAAACCAUUGUAUUCUGUUUUUAUUAUGUUUUAACACAACGUCCCAACUUCAUUGGAAUUGGGGUUGUAGUAUGACCCAAUCAUUCUAUUAGUGCGGCCUAGUCGUUCUCCUAGCAUGCUGAAUUAUUUUACUAGUGAGGACAACGAGCGUACUACUAUGUGAACCUUAAGCUGGAUAUCAAGGUUAAUGAAUAAAUGCUCAAACACGUUUCCAUAAGUACCCCCCCUCUCGCCCAGUCAUUCGAGUGUGCAGAUGUGCCUAAUAUUUCGGGUUGGUAGUGUUGUGACAAACAGUUUACAAAUGAGUAAUUUGUAAAAAAAUCAGCUAUCAAGGCUUCAUUAUGGUGUUUGCCUCUUUCACUCUGCUCCAUCUGUAGACGAGAAUCGAGGUGUUUAUAUGGCCUUUAUAUUAAAAAUAGAAAUCUUCCCUUUUUCCUUUUUUCUGGCCUGUCAAACGCUCCCUAGCACGUCCCCGCAUGGCGGGCAGCGGUGUGUUAUGAAGUUCCACUGACACGGACUCUGCUCUCUUCACUGUCGGGGCCGUGUGACCGCUCGCCUCUGUAGGCCUCUGGCUGGGACCGCUCGACUGUGUCCCCUCCACACAGACACAAAAACAUACAGGCCCUAUGGCACAACUGGAACGGACAUGAAAGCAACACACACAUGUACAAAAACCGCAACAGACGCUUACAGUGGAACCUCUGACGUCGAACAUGACCUGUUUGAACUGCCACCAUUAAAAAACAAACCAAAAAAAACUAGUCGCUGGUCCAUUGCGGGGCACAUAUAGACAAACAACCAUUCACACGAGGGGUUGAACGACUACAGAUUUUUGUUCAGUCGACGCUGAGGUGAUGUUAGUCGAGUCGACGUCGACUCAUCGAAGACGUCAUUGAUAUCUUUUCAGUUGUCAACGAUUAUCCACGCAAUUGUUUGCCUUAUGCCAAAAGUAACUGGAGCCCACUCUCCCUGCGGUGCCUGGUUACACUCGCCCCACUCGGUCACAUUCAGACACUCAUGCAAUCACAUUCAGACUCCUUUGUGGCCUUGCAGACUGUCGUAACUUAUAGAGAGCUAAAACAAAUGUACGUAGCACAACUGCAGGGUCAUUGCUUGCUACUGUACUAUAAUAAAAAAUUUAAAAAAAAUCACAGGAGAAGGGAAUUUCUUGCAAUAAUAUUAGCGAUCCUACAAUUGUGAUACGGUCAUUGUUAGAGUUUUGUGAUAGUGUGAUUUGUGAUUGGAUGACUGAGCCGGGGGAGUAGAAUGAAGAGGAGCGUGGUAUCGUGUCCGUGGGAUGAAGGCUAACGCUUGGGCGGAAGAAGUUGGAUGUUUUUGACAGUAACCGUUUAUUUUCACAAUAAAGAGGUUGUUGAUCGACCA